AAUAAACCAUCCCCGCGAAAUCCAACAAUUUCUAAGAGAUGAGCUACCCUUUCGUCCGCCAUCUUUAAUCUCUGCUUUAGUCUGAUAAACUCGAUCUACAACUGACCUAAUAACCAAUUCGAAAUUCCAAAUCAGUUUCUGUUCCGGAUGGGUUGCACCCGCAGUGAAGUUAAAUACGGCGAACAUAUAUCUUUUGGAUGCCACUAGAUUUCUGAUCGUAUUUUGUGCGGGGAGGAAACAACUGUUUAUGGCAUAAAAAUCUGCUCUUAAGUCUUACCACACACAUCGUCGUGUGGAUAUCAUAUAAAGCGGUUAAAGAACACUUGUACAACAUUGUCGGAGAGAAAUUGGAGAUUUGUUAUGCACUCUGUGCUGAUUGAGUGAGACUGUUAACGUGUGCCGGUGGAGUGAGCUAAGCAGGUUAAGGUGGUGGGUCUGCGGCCGGAAUGGCUAAGACAUCGAUAGGUUGUGAGCCAGUGGUGGGAUCGCUGAUGCCCUCGAAGAAGAAAGAGUAUAGGGUUACCAACAGGCUCCAAGAAGGCAAACGCCCCUUGUACGCUGUUGUUUUCAACUUCAUUGAUUCUCGUUACUUCAAUGUCUUCGCUACCGCUGGUGGCAAUCGAGUGACUGUAUACCAAUGCUUGGAAGGUGGAGUCAUUGCUGUGCUGCAGUCUUACAUUGAUGAAGAUAAAGAUGAAUCCUUUUAUACUGUCAGUUGGGCAUGCAGUAUUGAUGGGACCCCAUUCUUGGUUGCUGGAGGACUCAAUGGAAUUAUCCGUGUUAUUGAUUCUGGCAAUGAGAAGAUACACAAGAGCUUUGUUGGACAUGGAGACUCAAUAAAUGAAAUUAGGACUCAAGCUCUGAAACCAUCACUUGUUGUGUCUGCAAGCAAAGACGAGUCAGUUCGGUUGUGGAAUGUUCAAACUGGAAUAUGCAUUUUGAUAUUUGCUGGUGCUGGUGGUCAUCGCAAUGAAGUACUCAGUGUGGACUUUCAUCCUUCUGAUAUAUAUCGCAUUGCUAGCUGUGGGAUGGAUAAUACUGUUAAGAUCUGGUCUAUGAAAGAAUUCUGGCCUUAUGUGGAGAAAUCAUUUACUUGGACUGAUCUUCCUUCCAAGUUCCCCACAAAAUAUGUACAGUUUCCUAUGUUCAUAGCUUCCAUCCAUACGAACUAUGUUGACUGCAACAGGUGGCUGGGAAAUUUUAUCCUGUCAAAGAGUGUUGACAACGAGAUUGUAUUAUGGGAACCGAAGAUGAAAGAACAGUCUCCUGGCGAGGGUACGGUUGACAUCCUUCAAAAGUAUCCUGUCCCAGAUUGCGACAUAUGGUUCAUCAAGUUCGCAUGCGAUUUCCAAUACAAAGCAGCAGCUAUAGGGAAUAGGGAAGGGAAGAUUUACCUUUGGGAUCUGCAAACCAGCCCGCCUGUUCUAAUUGCGAGGCUAUCUCAUUUUCAAUCAAAAUCUGCGAUUAGACAGACUGCUGUGUCCUUUGACAGGAGCACCAUUCUUAGCUGCUGUGAAGAUGGAACUAUAUGGCGCUGGGAUGUGGUCUCAACUUCUUGAACGGUUAAGAUGUAGGUUGCUCUUGUGCUGCUUUAGAUUUAUUACCAUAGAUUUUCAAUAGAAAAGAUGGCAUUUUUAUGAUUCUUUUUUUUUUUUUUUUUAAAUGCUUAUUGUGUACUGGUAUCGACACAAUUAGGGGAAAAGACUAAUUUAACCAGACUCGGGUUGACCCACUCGCAGCUCAAUCAUUAUACCAUGAAUCAUGAUUCAACUUGUAAGGUGAAUCACUGAUAUAAAUUAAAGUUCAUUUUUAAUA
Messenger RNA from Ipomoea nil (Japanese morning glory), 1815 nucleotides. RefSeq names its product polycomb group protein FERTILIZATION-INDEPENDENT ENDOSPERM-like. Gene Ontology annotation, biological process: negative regulation of transcription by RNA polymerase II. Lineage: Eukaryota; Viridiplantae; Streptophyta; Magnoliopsida; Solanales; Convolvulaceae. Bases 447 to 1559 code for a protein of 370 amino acids. The transcript is spliced from 14 exons. Gene Ontology annotation, molecular function: nucleosome binding; protein binding. Gene Ontology annotation, cellular component: ESC/E(Z) complex. The record is from RefSeq and is a predicted model, not a curated record.